CGGUGAUGUCGUCCCCAUAUUAUUCUUCAAAUCCUCGUCUGGAAAUUCCUCGAAAAUCUCGCUUCUAAAACUAUUUCCAGGACCUCAUUAUUUUUCUAACGUUCGUAAUUCUGUAGCCGCAUCUAUCUUUAUCGUUCGCAAGAACCUGCUUGUCGCGAAGGUGAAGCCAUUUGAUCGCCUGUGAGUCGCAGGUGAGUGACUUCUUGCUUCCAGAUCUAUUAUUUCCUUUGACGUUCAUCGAUCUGUGAGUCGCAGGUGAGUAGACAUACUAAAUAUUUGUACGCAUCUACAUUUCACUUUCACUUUCACAACUUUCACUUUUUAUGUACCAACGUAACACUAAGUUCAUUUCAGCCCCUAUUUACUUACUUGUACAAUUUGUCGAUCGAAUCAUGGCUCAGCUAACCUACGACAUUCUGGUUAUCACGCUUCCCAUCUUCCUGUUCGGUGGUCCGGGGGAGGUCUUUUAUCGUCUCUCCGUCAGGAAACGCACGAGAAAGCGGGAAGAGGAAGAAGCGAAUAAAGCCAAGGCCGCUGCGCUCCUGGAUGAACAUCCAAAGAAUGCACCUGCACAAACGAAUAAAACGGAUCUUCACGCAGAAGGCAGCACAGAAGUCGUUAAAAAUCUGUAUUUAACAUCAGAGACCUGCUCCAUGAGUAUGAAGCCCUGCACCGCUUCUCUGGUCAUCUCAGCGGAAAACCUUUCUUCCGCAAGCACGACCGGGGGCACUGCUGCCUCUUCGCGCCCGGGGGUACCGGAUGUGUUGCUGGAAGUAGAGACAGACGCAGAUGAAGAAGUGGUUCCGACACUAGAUGAAGAGGAUGUUCUUCCAGCAGAUUUAAGCUCUCGUGACAAAGAUCCGAGUUUAACGAGAGAAAAUGAAGAUCAUGUUGCUAUCGCCGUCGAGCCACCUGACGGUAAUAUGAAUGUCGACACUGCUCAGGAGCACGACUAUAAUGCGGCCGCGACCACAGCGUUUGUUGCAGCUUCGCAAGGGACAAAACAACGACAAGAAGCCGGCGAAGUGGUACAGAAGUCUAAGUCAACUGCUGCGGCUCCCCAGCCCGAUCUGAAAAACUGCAAAAACGAAGGAGAUCUUGAUGAUCACCUCGAGGACCAACUGGAAACCCCCCCGCUCCAAUUUGUCGCGCAGUGCGCGAAUGGCUGGACGUGGACCAGUUUUUUUCUGCUCCAGGGCUUCCGCACCGGCGUGCCCCAGGGCUGCCUGCAGAUUUCCACCGGGUUUUUGUGGCUGUUAUCAAAUGUAAAAAUGUCUGGGUCCGGAAGAGUGCGCGAUUUGUCAUGCAGCUUUUCCAUGACCCAUGAGGUCUGGAAUGCAGGACAUUCAUAGCAUGACAGAUUCUGUGCGAUCUCUCUCAUGCCUAUCCUGCAUGAGAAACUUCCUCCCGACUUGGUCAAAACUGGACGGCUUUUGGUAGUCAUGCAACACAGAUUUUUGCAUGCUUCAGAUUUAGCAUGACAAGUUGCAUUCUUCCAGACCCAGACACUUUUACAUUUGAUAGCUGUUUCUCUACUGCAAAUACUACCGGCGGGACUUGUAUGAGAAAGAGUUGAAGCGAUUGUUGCUGUUUUUGAUUCUAUAUCUGUGUUUCGUCACGCUGGUCUUUCUAUGCAUUGCAAAUAUGUCUGGGUCUGGAAGGUGGUAACUUCCUUGUCAUGCUGUUUCUGGACUCGAAAAAAAAUUGUGUUGCAUGACCAGCAAGAGGGGUACAAUUUGUGCUGCACGGACAGGGCAUUUCUCAUGCGGAAGGUGCAUCAGGAAGGGUUCUAAAAAUCUGUGAUGGUAGGGCAUACAUCACAGACAAUCAUGGGUCAUGAGAAAUAUGCAUGACAGAUCUUGCAUUCUCCCAGAUCCAGACACUUUUGCAUUUGAUGCUUCCUCCUCACGGUUUUUCACGACCGCCCGGACGUGUUAUUACAGUGAAAAGUGCCCCCACCCCCGAAUUUGCAAAAGGUUGUCAUGCAAAGUUUCCAAAUGAAAGCUUUUUGUCUUGCAUGAAAGGAUUGCGAGCUUUUCUGAUGCAGAAUCUAGGUGCGCAAGGUGCCUUGUGCAUAACAGAUCCGGAUGCUGUUGGGCCCCUCCGCAACACAAAUUCGCGCUAUUCAGCAUGGAAAAUUUGUGAUCCUGAGAUAUGCAAGACGGGAAGCGUUUCUAUUGGAAAGGUUUGCAAUACAAAUGCUGCCAAGUGUGGGGUGGGGGCAUUUUUCAUUGUAAUACGUGUUCACUUGUCUUUUUGACGGGGGAGGCAACGGCGAGGAGGACCAGGGUGGAAGUACAACUAGCUCUUCUUCUUCUUCUGACAGCGAUCUCUCCGGGAGCAGCCUGUCGGCGAAAGAGCGGAAUGGCGAGGAAACCGUGAUGAUUGACGAGGUAAAAAUUCUGUUUUCCACCCUCGGCGUUUGCACCUUCCUGACCAUGAUGGGCGCGCCGGUUCGGUAUUCCUACCGUGCGUGGCAGGAGAAAAAUCCGCUGUUCAUGGGGUCGGUGUCGCAAAACUGCGCCGGGCUAUUCGUCUGCGGCUUGUGGUUCUACCACGGGAUCCAGUCCGGUCCGAGUCUCUACGUCGCAGGAAUCGUGAACGGAAUCGCAUCCGUGUUCUCGCUGUUUUGCCUGGGGUUGAGGGCGUGGCUGGUUUGGAGCGGUGGAAAUGCUAAAAAUGUGGGUAGAGAGAAAGAGGACGAAAGUAGAGGUGCGAGCAAGGCUGGGCACUCCUGAAAAAGGCCGAAGGUGGUCACUGCUUGUUUUUUAUACGAUGUUGUUUCGUCUUCGUCUUGAAAUCGAAUUUUUGUGCUGAAAUUUCGAAAAGUUGCAAAGUUUGUGACUGAAGAAACAGUUUUCUUCUUGGGAUGAGAAAGAAUUGCAAUGUCAUCGUGAUAAGUACUUCGUACCUCGUUCAU
Amoebophrya sp. A120 is the source of this 2920-nucleotide messenger RNA. Lineage: Eukaryota; Dinophyceae; Syndiniales; Amoebophryaceae. The record is from the annotation of a GenBank genome assembly.